AUGCAGUCACCGACACAGUCCCCGCAGAAUCGUGGUGCAAGGGUCGGAACAGAUGUCCAUCCCGAGCAAAGACACGUUCUUGAAGUCGGAAUCAUCCGAGAAGAGGUCGAUCAAGCCAAAACAAUUGCCGGGAUGACUGACACAUCGUCGGCCCCAGAUCGAGAUGAUUUAGCAGUCCCCGACCUUGUCGCCACCAUCACCGAACAGCCCCGGAUCACUAAGCCCCAGAUUGAGACGAUGGAAACAACUUAUAAGAACUCCCGCGCUGCGAUCAGAAAGGAUCUUCAGUCUGGUUACUUCGAGAUCCCACCAUUCGCAUCCACCCAGAACAUCGACGACCCUAUACAGGAACCCGUGAGGUACCAGUUCCCUCCAGCUCUAAUGCCAUCCGGGUCCCGAUCGCAGCACCGGCGACGGUUUGAUCGAUCAGCCCUUCUCCCUGAUAGCAAUCUUCCCUUCUGUACACAGGUUAUGGAGCACGUGAAAGACUGGGCGGAAUGGGGAACAAGAAUUCGAGACGAACAGAGACGGAAGGAAGUCCUCGAUCAUGUUUUUGAUGUUUUAUCAAAAGCCUGGUACGAGGCAUUGCGUUUGGGCUACAAUCCUGGUACCACCUCCACAAAGGGCGGAGCACCUCAAGUUUCCAGCAAGCGCUCUGUACAGCAUGAAGACGAAAUCCCCGCUAGAUUGCCGCGCGGAAAACCUCGCUCAAAAAGAGAUAUAAGUCCGACCAAAAUGCCCGUCUUGGUUGCGAGCCACAGACACGGUCCAGCUUGGGCAGUCACAGCUGGUGAACUCGAAGAAGUUGGUAUUUCUGAAAGUAAGCUACGAAGACGGGCAGCUGCAAAAGACUCUUUGGGAGCUGUCGAGGAACUUCUGGGCAAAGUCCUCGAGGACUAUGGGGGGGAAAUCCAGCCCAAGGAUUGGGACCACAUCAUGGAUGUGACGCGACUAAACCCUAUGGGACGAGAUCUCAUGGUUUAUUGCCUGUACGAGGUGCUAAAGAGCCGCGAUAACCUCAAGCUGCUUCAGAAAUACUACAAUCACUUCAACACUGUCAGGCAGAAGGGAAACACCAAACGACGUAUCGACGAAGAGCAAGAACGUCAUGAUCUAUUUGUGGCUCUGGCGUUGGAACUUGACGAGGAAAACCCUUCGCCAGGAGAUUCGACCGCGUUUGAUUCUUCGACCAGUUGUGAAGGAUCAGCGGAUGGUGUGCCUGCGACAACCAAGGAUGAAAGCCUAGUGAGGCGACUCGAGGUACUUAUUCGCCUGAUCGGGGGGGUUCUUGAUGCGACUGAUGUUUCUUCCAUCGCCUCCAGUUUCGAGUACUCUGGGGUUUCUCGGGACGAUCUUUUCACAGAAGCCUCGCCUGUGGGUACGUCGAGAGGUUUCGGCCAGUGCAAGCACAUUUUGUGGGAUAUGCAGCCAAACGUGCAAGAGUGGCUCAGAUUGUCCAAGAUCGCGGAGCUGGCUAUUGAGCAAGAUGGAAACGUUGAUCUGCGUGCACAGAUCCGGAACCUGGAGCUGAAGAUACUGGACCAAAAAGAGACACUUAUGAGCCGCGCCCCUUUUUCGACGGCCAAGCAAAUUGCCAGCACAAGAAGUGAUGAUAGGAGCAACGCCCGCACCGAGCACUUUUCUGACGCUACUAGCACCUCUGCUACAUUUAGGGUUGGUUCACCAACGGCGGAAGAUGUGAGUCGAGUGUCGUCCGACAACGCCGCAAAGCACCGUCUCGAUAUCACCGAUGAAGAGACUGCAUUACCACCCACGAAGAAGCCAAAGACGGACCAGGGGAGAGGAGUUGUGGACCACCCUAUUCCCAUGGUGGAUGAGGAGCAGAUGAAUCGCAACAGUCAUAAAGCCGCUACACCAAAUAACAAGGACGGGGCGCGCAUUUCUUGUGGCAGCCCUUCUGAGAUAGCAAGCAGAGAAGCACGUCAUGACGGCCGAGUCAGGCUUCACAUCCCGCGACAUUUCAGACCAGACGAUUUCACGACCAAGAGAGUCUUCUGUCACCCAAAAGGAUUCAGAUUCCGCUUCACAGCCGAAUCGACCUUGUCUCAGCGAAGGUCGUUUAAAGAAGCACUGGAGAUGUACAUAGAGUCUUCAGUUGAGAAUCGCAAGGAGUACGUCUUUGGCCGGUAUGAGGUUGUUGCCGAUCCAAACGAUCCUGGAAGGACACCGGUUGUCCAUGGUGUCUGGGAUCUGAAGAAUGGAAGCGAGCCGGAGGGAUUCGAAUGGUUCUACCAGGGUGACGGCACAUAUCCUGUCACGGAGAAGGAGAUAUCUCCACUUCGAGAUCCAAAAGACAAGGAAGAUCUGCCUGCCCCGGCGCCACAAAACAAGAAGCCCGUCGUGAUUUUGAAGUUGAAGAAUCGCAUGCAACGAAAAGUCUCCGACUCGCCAGCCGGCGCUGCCACUGGCACGGACACCAGCUCAGUCAUCAAACCCACGACUAUGGCAGGUGCACGAGACAAGAACAAGAAACAAAAGACAGACAAGCAGAGACGAGUGCGCUUUACCGUGGGGCCGCCAGCUGUUGCGUACGCCAAUUCCCAGCAGUCGACCUCGGACCGACCGAAAAGAAGGGCCGUCUCAAAGAAGUCGUCCAAGUGA
Messenger RNA from Fonsecaea pedrosoi CBS 271.37, 2622 nucleotides. RefSeq lists its product as uncharacterized. The transcript has a single exon. The record is from RefSeq and is a predicted model, not a curated record. NCBI's taxonomy places the organism in Eukaryota, Fungi, Ascomycota, Eurotiomycetes, Chaetothyriales, Herpotrichiellaceae. The coding region runs from base 1 to 2622 and encodes 873 amino acids.